AUGGAUCAGCUGAAUCAUGAGAAGCUGCUACAUUUGCAUGAAGCAUUUGAUUUGGGCAAUGAGAUGUGUCUGAUUGAAGAAUUUGUGUCUGGAGGAGAAUUAUUUGAUAAAAUUAUGGAGGAUGAUUCGCUUAUGAGCGAGCAGGAGGUUCGAGAUUACAUGCACCAAAUUCUUCUCGGCGUUCAGCACAUGCAUAAAAACCAAAUAGUUCAUUUGGAUUUGAAGCCGGAAAACAUUCUAUUGAAGUCCAAAAACUCGACUGACGUGAAGAUAAUUGACUUUGGACUAGCAAGAAAACUGGACCCGAAGAAAUCUGUCAAACUUCUGUUUGGAACACCGGAGUUCUGUGCUCCUGAAGUUGUCAACUACCAAGCAGUCGGCCUUAGUACGGAUAUGUGGACAAUAGGAGUGAUUACUUAUGUUUUACUCUCCGGCUUGUCACCAUUUCUUGGCGAUUCGGACGAUGAGACGUUGGCUAAUGUUUCCGCUGGCGACUGGGAUUUCGACGAUCCAUCGUGGGAUGAUGUCUCUGACAUCGCUAAGGAAAUUUAUGACGUUCAGGAUUUUAUCUGUCGCCUAAUGGCUAAAGACAAACGUCGUCGUAUGACUGUGCAGGAAGCCCUUCAUCAUCCAUGGAUUACGGGUCCUCUUCUUUCUGCAUUUAACGACUUAUCCGAAUACGUCAAAAAAACACAGCCUGCUGAAGGAACUGGACCAUUGCCAACUAGGCAAAAGAAGAAUUUCAUGUCGCGCCAGAGAUGGUCAGACGACCUACUUCCAAUCGGACGUCUGGCGAACCGAGGGGCCAUAUUCAGGCGGCUCACCAUGGAUGGAGUGUUCGAGAGGAAUAUUUGUUUCGAGACGGAAUGCGCUCCAUCGGUGAAGAAGCAACUGGAGGACAUUGUUGCUAAUGUUGGAGACCUGAUUGCCACCCUAUCCUGCGACCUUGAGGGAAAUCCUGAACCUCAGAUAGCAUGGUUCAAGGACGACAAAGAGUUGUUGACUCCAUCGACUAAAUAUGAAGCGCGGUACUCUGAAGGUCUCAGUGAGCUGACCAUCAAGAACAUCGAGGAAUCAGACGCUGGACAAUACUGUUGUCGCGCAACGAAUGAGCUCGGCUCCAUCGCUACCAGAGCCACUUUGACUGUAGCAGGACGGCAGGUUGACACUCCAUCGAUGAACCUUCGUAAAGGAAACAGCAUUAAGAUCACACACGAAGGAGUUGAAAUCGACGGCUCACCUCCUGCAUUUCACCAUCGACUGACUGAUUGCUCAGUGAAAGUCGGAAAGCAAAAGAUUCUAUGUGUGACGAACACAACGCUUCCCGAGCCGUCUGUUGAAUGGUACCACAAUGGGGAUCGUAUCUUUGAGAACGAUCCUGAUUAUCUACUCAAGCAUGACAAAGGCCGAUACGAGCUCACUAUUCUCACUGUCUGCUUGGAUGACCAAGGAGAGUGGAGGGCUGUUGGAAAGAACCCCUAUGGACAGUGUGAAAGCUCAUGCUCUUUGACGGUACUGGUUCCGGACGGUUACGUGGCUCCAACUUUCGACUAUCCUCUCGAAGACAUUCGGUACCAUGACGGCGACGAAAUCCAUUACAGUGACCAUUAUCGACCUCAGUACGAUGACGAGAAGCGGAAUUGUUAUCUAUCAAUCAUGAAUGUUCAGCGGACAGAUAAGGGAGAUUACAAAUGUGUUGCACGAAACGUUGUCGGUAAAGCUCAAUGUGUAUGUUCUGUGCGGGUGGAAGGAAAAGGAUUCCAGAGGGCGAGGAAAGUUGACCACACGAAAGCGCCACGGUUCCGAAUGCCUCUAGCCAAUCCUCGGGAAAUACCGAAAGGUGCUGAGAUGGUUCUCACGUACAAAGAUGGCCUCAAAUUGAUGCUAGAAAACCGAAUGUUCGUCUAUACUGACCGAAGAGGUAUCACUCGACUGAAUAUCAUGAAAUCCGUACUCCAAGAUUCUGGAGAAUACUCGUGUGAAGCCAGUAAUGUGAAUGGCAAAGAUUUCACUCAUUGUCAUGUCGAAGUUAUUGGAACCUCUCUAGGUUUGAGCUUUGGGCGAUCAACUCCAACCCUCUCACGAUGUACCAGUCCCUGCCCUCCAUCGCCGUCAUAUAAAUCGCUCGAAUUUCGUGCUCCGCUGAUCACUCGCCCUCUCGAAGACGCCGUCGUAACCAUAGGUAAUCGUGAGCGUCUGGAGCUCGAGGUAGACAGCCCUCUCCCCGCUACGGUUGAGUGGUACCACGAUGGCAAUCUUGUGGCUGAAAGUCGAACUUUGAGAACAUACUUUGAUGGACGAGUCGCUUUUUUGAAGAUUUAUAAUGCACGACCUGAACACCAAGGGAAAUAUGUUUGCAAGGUAUCUAACAAAGUUGGAGCUCUAGAAUCCAGUGCGUUCCUUACGGUUGAAGAGGAGGCAUCUGUACAUUUACCGAAUAUGCCUGUGUUUACCAAAAAACUUCGAGAUAUCAUCGUUAAGCAGUCAGGGGACUCCGCCUGCUUCAGUUGUCAGGUGCAAGGAGACCCUCCCCCCGUAUUAUGCUGGCUUCACAACGGCAGAGCGAUCCAUACCGAUUCAUCCUAUCGUCGUCGAUCACUUGAUAACGGAGAGGCGUGUUUGGACAUCCCUUCGGUAUCCCAGCGACUCUGUGGCACCUACACGGCCGUGGCCACGAACCCAUUCGGUGACGCGCAUUCCUCUGCCGUUCUUCGAAUUGACCGACCAGAUGAAAAGGUACUUUGCUAA
Haemonchus placei is the source of this 2748-nucleotide messenger RNA. Lineage: Eukaryota; Metazoa; Nematoda; Chromadorea; Rhabditida; Trichostrongylidae. The record is from the annotation of a GenBank genome assembly.